AUGCUGACGGCUAUCGCGCUCUUCUUCGCAGGUAGCGUCGACGUUGCCGGUGCUUCCAGCGGCGAGAUCAAGAAAAAAGACGGGGUCUACGCAAAGGUUUACCAUGUCCGAGACGGAGUUGUCGUGAAAAAAGAGGUGCUCCGUCUCGGCGAGGUCGAUCAGCCCAAAGCGCCCGACUCGAAGACGGAUGGCUCAGGAGUCGAAGAGGAGCGAAUGUACGCACCCUUUCCCGCCACAGAAAGCAAACGUCUGGGUGUUACCCAAAUCGGGCAGGAGAUCGGACGCACGUUCAAGGCGUCAGAAUUCCGGGUGGUAGGGUUCAAGCGUCGUAUCCGGAACGGAGAUAAAAAGAUGCUGGGUUCAAGUGUUGACACCGUGACGACGGAUCUGAGUGAGGUGCUCAAGCAGAGCGACUAUGUGGUAAAUGCGCUGCCUAGCACAAACGCAACCCGGUACUUGCUGACCGAACAAGUGCUUGCGGUUUGCCAUAAGAAGAAGCCGGUGUUCGUCAAUGUGGGUCGUGGCGACGUCAUUUCGGAAAACACGAUCCUUGCCGCUCUUGCCAAGGGCUUGUUUUCGAAAGCCGUGCUGGAUGUGCUCGAGAAGGAACCGCUGCCGAAGGUGAAAUCGAGUCUGAUCUGA
Molecule: messenger RNA, 642 nt
Organism: Hyaloperonospora brassicae
Lineage: Eukaryota; Oomycota; Peronosporomycetes; Peronosporales; Peronosporaceae
Source: the annotation of a GenBank genome assembly